AUGAGCCUCGCCAGUACCGCGCCGCUGCAGAGCGGCUCCUCGAACCAGCCCGCCCCGGCGCUAGCUGAGCCGUUCGAGCCGAAGUCGCAGAAAGCUGAGAAGGUACGGACCGGGUCAACUAGAGGGGCUGCCGAGGAGGGUGCUAAUGAGCCUGAAAAGAAAAACAAGAUGCGAGGGCUGUUCGGGCUCGGCAAGAAGAAGACGGACGAGCCCGUCAAGGCGCCAUCAAGAUCAGAUCCCGCCGCCAAUGCUGCCAGUGGCACGAGCAAACAGACCAGGAACCCCCCGACACGACAAUCCACAACCUCACCCAUCCAGACGCCCUCCUCCCCGGGUCGCGGGGUCUCUUCUUCGUCCCCGAGGCUUGCGUCACCGGCCGGCAGCCAGAUAUUCGAGCGCGAUGUCCAGGAGGCCGCACAUGUACCAAACUCGCCUGCGAUCCCAAGCCACAUCAUAACCGAGAACCACGUACCGCCUGUGCUCGACGAUGCCUCCAAGGCCAUAACCGAUGACCAUCUUGACCCCGAUUCCGUCGAAAUCAUCACCCACUCGAGCCAUCAACCAGCCGCUGUCGCGGUCACCGGCGUCCCUGACCACAUGUCCAAUAGCUGGCAGGACGACCUGGCCUCUAGCCUGGCCGCCUCGGACUUCAGGCCAGUGCAUGAUCACACUGACUCUGGCAGCAAUUACGGCAGCCUGGACAACGUCGACAUCCGCCGGCUGAGCUUCAUCAGCUUCGCGGACGUGGUCCAGGCCGAGCACCAGGGCCAUGCUGGGCUGGGCGGGUCCAGGGAAUCAAUUCACCUCGCGGGUCUCACCAGCCUCUCCUCUGCGGGCGGUGGCUUGAACCGAUCACCGUCACCAAUCCGCUCGCCCGUCUCUUCGGCCGGUGGUGCAUCACCACCACGUAGCAAAACGGGAUCCCUUAGAGGUAUCGAAACAUCACCCAGCCGGAAACCAUUGGCCAGCCCGGUGUCGACAAACCUGUCCAUGUCACCGUCCAUACCGGCCAUUGGCCUUCCUGGUGAGCUCAACGUUGAAACGAUGAGUCAGGCACUCGGAAGGACGGGCUCGGGUGACCUCAACGGGAUGAGGAGCAUCCCGAUCAGCCCCGUGGAGGGGGCGCCGUCGCGUUAG
Messenger RNA from Diaporthe citri, 1137 nucleotides. RefSeq lists its product as uncharacterized. NCBI's taxonomy places the organism in Eukaryota, Fungi, Ascomycota, Sordariomycetes, Diaporthales, Diaporthaceae. Bases 1 to 1137 code for a protein of 378 amino acids. The transcript has a single exon. The record is from RefSeq and is a predicted model, not a curated record.